Messenger RNA from Neltuma alba, 2458 nucleotides. Its product is annotated as chaperonin 60 subunit alpha 2, chloroplastic. The transcript is spliced from 9 exons. The record is from RefSeq and is a predicted model, not a curated record. Bases 152 to 1906 code for a protein of 584 amino acids. Gene Ontology annotation, molecular function: ATP-dependent protein folding chaperone; ATP binding. Lineage: Eukaryota; Viridiplantae; Streptophyta; Magnoliopsida; Fabales; Fabaceae. Gene Ontology annotation, biological process: protein refolding.
AGCUUUGAGAUUGCGCUGGAAGUGGGAAGUGUGUUCUGACAGACCGGGUACGAGGGAAGGAAGAAAACUUCACUACCCUGUGUGACAAAAGUCAGACUUCCAUGAGAAUCCAAGCUCAAGUAACUCUAUCAACUCAAUAAAAACUGUAACAAUGUCUUUCUCAUUUUCUACAUCCUCUCUGUUUUCCCCUCAGAAGGUCUUCUUUGCUCCUUGUUUUUGGAAGCAAAGGGCAUAUGGCGUUUCUAUAAAACCAUGCAUUGUUAAGGGCUUUGUGGUCAGGGCAGGCCCCAAAAAGAUAUCUUUCGAUAAAGAGUGCAGAGAGGCUCUACAAUCAGGGAUUGAUAAGCUUGCCGACGCUGUGUCUCUCACUGUAGGACCCAGAGGACGGAAUGUGAUUCUUUCUGAAUCUGGGAAUCUGAAAGUAAUUAAUGAUGGUGUUACAAUUGCUCGGUCCAUAGAGCUUUCGGACGCAAUAGAGAAUGCAGGUGCCAUGCUAAUUCAAGAGGUUGCUAGUAAAAUGAAUGAUUUGGCUGGAGAUGGCACUAGCACUGCAAUUAUUUUGGCUCGAGCUAUGAUUAAAUCUGGACUAUUAGCAGUUGCAUUUGGCGCUAACCCCAUUUCAUUGAAAAAGGGGAUGGAAAAGACUAUAAAAAGUCUGAUUAAGUUUUUGAAGGAGAGAAGUGUGCCUGUGGAAGGAAAGGAUCAUGUUAAAGCUGUGGCUUCAAUUUCUGCAGGAAAUGAUGAGGACAUUGGUAACUUGAUCGCCGAAGCUAUAGAGAAGAUUGGUUCUGACGGAGUGAUUUCUAUUGAGUCAUCCCUGUCAUCUGAAACUUUUGUGAUAAUUGAAGAAGGGAUGAAGUUUGACAAGGGUUACAUGUCUCCUCGCUUCAUUACAAGCCAGGAGAAGGGUAUUGUGGAGUUUGACCGUGCAAAAGUCUUGGUAACUGAUCAGAGGAUUUCAACUGUCAAAGAAAUUAUUCCAUUGCUGGAAAAGGCUAUGCAACUGAGUGCCCCACUUCUGAUUAUUGCAGAGGACAUCACAAAACAAGUAUUGGAAACAUUGGUGGUAAACAAACUGCAGGGAUUACUAAGAGUUGCAGUCGUCAAAUGUCCAGGAUUUGGAGAUGGGAAGAAAGCUUUGUUACAAGAUAUCGCACUGAUGACAGGUGCUGAUUUUCUUUCUGGAGAAUUGGGUCUGUCACUUGAAGGUGCAACAUCAGAUCAGCUUGGCAUUGCACAGAAAGUGACAGUAACAAGUAAUACAACAACUAUUAUUGCUGAUCCUAUCAUGAAAGCAGAAAUUCAGGCUAGAGUUUUACAGAUUAAGAAGGAUCUUAAUGAAACAGACAAUGCAUACCUGUCAAGAAAGCUCGCGGAGAGAGCUGCAAAGCUCUCUGGAGGCAUAGCUGUUAUUAAGGUAGGUGCACACACUGAGGUGGAACUUGAAGAUCGAAAACUUAGAAUUGAGGAUGCAAAGAAUGCAACAUUUGCUGCCAUAGCUGAGGGGAUUGUCCCUGGUGGUGGAGCUGCUUAUGUUCACUUGGCAGAACUGAUACCAACAAUAAAAAACUCUAUGGAAGAUCUUGAUGAGCAAAUUGGUGCUGAUAUUGUUGCUAAGUCACUUGUUGAACCUGCGAAAUCAAUUGCUACUAAUGCUGGAGCCGAUGGAGACAUUGUUGUCCAGAAGACAAGAACUUGUGAUUGGCGAACAGGUUAUAAUGCAAUGGCAGGUGAAUACGAAGAUCUUUUAAACGCCGGAAUAGCAGAUCCUUGUCGAGUCACAAGAUGCGCUCUUCAAAUUGCAGUUUCAGUUGCUGGUGUGAUUCUAACAACUCAAGCUGUAAUGGUGGACAAAACAAAGACACCCAAACCGCCUGUGCCCCUAGUCCCUGGGAUAACCCCUUGAAGAAGAACAAGACAAAGCAAAGUCUUCUUUGUAUAUGUAUUGCCCUUGCCGGAUUCGAAGUUCAAAUCUUGAGAAUGCCCCUUGUCUUGGUUCAUACUUCAUCCUCAUGAAGCAAUGAGGUUGGUUUUUGCAAUAAUGGAGAGCCAGAGGUUGCUGAUUCUUCCAUACUUCAUGAUGAAAGGAAGAGUCUGAAGCUAUAAGUGUUUGCUAUCAGAUUCUUCAAUAGAAGCAUGACACUUGACACAACCCUCAUUUGGAGAGAUGGUCAUGCGAUGAUCUGUUGAAAGAUACCCACAUUUUAUAAAAUUUUAAUUAGGAAACUUAGUAGCUGCUACUUAAAAGAAAUUUAUUUAAAUUGUUGUGAAACCCAUACCUGGUGAAAUGGCUUGAAGAACUUGACAACGGCAAUUUAGUGCUGUUCUUUUUCCUCAAGAGAUUUUUUUUUUGGGGGAAUAUAUAUUUAAGUUUUCUCCAUAAAUUAUGAAAUGAUUGUUUAUUGACUGUGUAUUACCAGAUGGUAAAUAUUGAACUUAGAUUUUGGAUUUGGUGCUU